Miscanthus lutarioriparius is the source of this 693-nucleotide messenger RNA. Lineage: Eukaryota; Viridiplantae; Streptophyta; Magnoliopsida; Poales; Poaceae. The record is from the annotation of a GenBank genome assembly.
AUGGACUUGGGCCUCGGCGGCGCGGGUAGGACCGGGGGCGGAGGCGGAGGAGGAGGGGCCGGAGCGGGAGCGGGGGCGGUCGGGACAGCCCGUUCGCUCUCGGUAGGGGCGGCGCGUCGGCGGCGGCGUGGACCCGGCUCGUCAGCUCCGGCGUGGAGGACGAGCUGGUGGCCGCGUCGGGAGGAGGAGGCGGAGGACUCGCGGGGGCGAGAGCGGGAGGGCUGCCGCAGGGCCACUUUUUGGAGGCCUGCUUCCUCUGCCGGAAGCCCCUCGCCAGCAACCGCGACAUCUUCAUGUACAGGUUCGCCACUCUGCCACCUCCAUGGCUACCGCUACCUGGCCUUGUUGUGCCGCUCGUUUUGCUUUGCGCUUGUUGGGGGGAAUGGUUUUGGAAUUUUCUGCAGCGGGUCCCGUGGUAUGGACGUUUCCGACGUCUUUGGAAGGUAUCUUUUGCGCGUGAAUCAAUUAAAUUCUUGGGACCCGAAAUUGGUGCGCUUAUUAUUUAUGACCAUGCCAGGUGACAUCCCCUUCUGUACCGAGGAGUGCAGGAGGGAGCAGAUCGAAAUGGACGAGGAGAUGGAGCGGAAGGAGAGCACCCCGAAGAAGGUGGCGCCGAGAGCUGCAUCCCCCAAGGACGUGGAGUCCCCGCCGAGGCCUCCCAAGGCCAGGGCCGGGUCAAUCCUUGCCGGCUAA